Messenger RNA from Adineta ricciae, 2076 nucleotides. The record is from the annotation of a GenBank genome assembly. Lineage: Eukaryota; Metazoa; Rotifera; Eurotatoria; Adinetida; Adinetidae.
AUGAUCGACGAAGAGCUGUCAGAUUUUCUGGAUGAGAGCGAAGAAGAUUACGAUGAAGAUUCAUCACUUUGGAAUUAUAAUGAUUGGUUAGCAUCGGGCAUUGAAACAUCCGCUGACAUAAAUCAAUUUUUCGAUAAUGAUUACGUUCGCUUAACAUCACUUUCACCGCCAAACUCUUCGACGCCAAUUGACAGUUCGACGUCAUUCAAUUCUCUUCCAUCGGAAUCUUCAUCAUCUGCGUUAGUGUAUUCCUUGAUAGACUUAACAGAAAAUUGCAUUUCACCCGCCUUGUCUCAGUUAGUCAAUCAAUUAUAUUGGAUUCUUCUAUUUUGUUGUUUAUUUCGUCUGAUUUGUUUGUCAAAAUUAUUCAAGUCUCAAACACUUCACUAUAUUCAGAUCGGCUCCAGUAUCUUAAUAUUGUACAAUUACUUUCACUUUCAAUCGAUAUAUUUGUUAACGUAUAUCUUCAUGGGAUAUUUAGCUUUUCAACUCUGUUUGGAAAAAUGUCAGCAAUAUUUAACGUACAUCAUUGUUUGUUUCUCAAUCAUCUAUGUACUCGCAUGUGAAUUUAUUUUGAUUGAACAAGAAAAAUGGCAUAGCAUUCGUGGAGUACAAAUGUGCAUAAUGAUGAAAAUGAUCUCUCUAGCCAUUGAUUAUCCUUAUUUUGAGAAAUUAUCAACAACGAACACAAACGAAUCGGUACUUUAUCCGACAAGUAUAGAAUUUUUCAGUUAUAUACUUUCCAUUCAUAAUACCAUAUUUGGUCCAUGGGUUAAUUAUCGAAAUUAUAUCAGUCGUUUCCACGAAAAAGCUUCCAUACGCAAAAUCGACUUUUUUGAAUUAGCCAAAUGGACGUAUUAUUUUCUUCGACUUGCUAUCUGUCUUCUUGUUUCCACUUGUUUAACCGAUUGGUUUCUUCGAAAUAUAUUUUCGUAUGAUGAGCAACAAGCCAACCAGCGAAACAGUUGGCGUAUUGCUUAUAUUCAAGCGCUGUCGUAUCGAUUUAGCCAUUACAGUGUCUGUUUUAUCGGUGAACUAUGUGGUCAAAUCAGCGGACUCGAAUUUGAUGCUAAUGAAUACCGGAACUAUACGUAUAUUUGUCAGCAAGCAAAAGAACGGAUUGAUACGGAAAGAAAAUCUCGUGAACAAGCAAAGAUUGACAUGACAAUGAAAGCAUCAGAUCUGCAAACAGGAAAACGAAAACAUAAGAACAAGAAAAGUAAUCUGAAACAAGACGAGCACGACGGAAUAACAACAAGCGAUAAACAGACUAUUUCUAGUCAGAUAAAUACUUCGAUGGAAAAUGAAUCUUCCACAUCCGUUGAACCUGAAUCAACGAUCAAUGAAGAAUCAGAGUCUUCUCUCAAUCGAUCUCUACUCAAUCGGCGUAGUUCAAAAAAAUCUUCUUCAAAUAGUUCAUUGACAUUACUUUCAUCAUUGAAACGUAAAACUUUCGUUCGACCUAAUCUAGUCACUUCAUCAUCAACAAAACAAACUUCGUCUUCGACUUUGUUGUCAUCGAGUCAUUCCCAUUCAUCAGCGAUCGUCAAACCAUUCCAUAUUGAAUUGCCACACUCGCUGGUCGAUGUUGUUGUCAAUUGGAAUUUACCAAUGCACUAUUGGCUAAAAAUCUAUGUUUACAUGCCCAUGAAACAACGCUACGGCCAUUUGGCAUCCAUUCUUGUUACAUAUCUUGCAUCAGCCCUUUUACAUGGUUUCAAUUUUCAACUAUCCAUCGUGUUAUUCUCGAUCGGUUUAUUUGCCUACGUGGAAUACGGUUUUCGACGUAAAUUAGCGAACAUACUCGACGCAUGUGUCACAGCGCGCACAUGUCCAUCACAUUCUUCAUGUGACAAGCAUACACACACAUACUGGCACCCAUUAACCGUGCUCGUCAAUACGUUUUUAUGUCUUCUUAGCUUGUGGCAUCUUACCUAUUUGGGACAACUAUUCGAUAAUAGCUCACAGGAAUCAAUUGGUUAUUCUUGGCAACAUGUUCUUGAUAAAUGGGCUCGACUUAAUUUCGCUUCACAUCUGGUUGUUAUUGGCACUUACGCUAUAUUUCGAUCAUUAUAA